Rana temporaria (common frog) is the source of this 1181-nucleotide messenger RNA. Its product is annotated as olfactory receptor 6B1-like. The transcript has 2 exons. Bases 1 to 1086 code for a protein of 361 amino acids. Gene Ontology annotation, molecular function: G protein-coupled receptor activity; olfactory receptor activity. The record is from RefSeq and is a predicted model, not a curated record. Gene Ontology annotation, cellular component: membrane. Lineage: Eukaryota; Metazoa; Chordata; Amphibia; Anura; Ranidae. Gene Ontology annotation, biological process: G protein-coupled receptor signaling pathway.
AUGGAGGAUAAUGUCCAAUCUGGAGAGAUAACAUGGGUGGAAGUGAAGGAAAAUGGGCAAAGAAGAGAUAAGGCAUGGGUCGGAGUGAAAGAGAAUGAUCGAGGGAGAAAACAUACAUGGGUCGGAGUAAAGGAGAAUGUACAAGCAGAUAGCAUGGGGAAUGAAUCUGAGGUCUUUCAAUUCAUCCUCAUUGGUUUCCCAGGUCUCCCGGAAAAGUUUUAUGCCAUAGUGGCUUCAGUAAUAAUCUGUGUCUACAGCCUAUCUCUGUGUGCAAAUAUCACGGUGAUAAUGAUAAUCCUCCUGAAGGCCCAUCUACACCAGCCCAUGUAUAUCAUUAUCCUAAACCUGGCUGUUUCUGACCUCAUUUUUGACACAUCGACCAUGCCGAAUAUUAUCGUCAGAUAUUUUUCUGGAGACGGGACUUUAUCUUUUACUGCCUGUUGUUUUCAGAUGGGGAUGGUCCAUUCCUUGAACUGUGUCGAUUCCUUAACCAUUAUGCUGAUGGCCUUUGAUCGGUAUGUUGCCAUCUGCAAGCCUCUUAGAUAUCACUCUAUAAUUACCAAUAAAGUGGCCAUGGCAUUGUGUUGCCUGGUCUGGCUUGCUGGUUCCUCUGUUGGAUUAUUUGUCAUGAGUUGGGUUCUUCCUCUUCCAUUUUGCGGACCAAACAGAAUCCGGUUGUUUUACUGCUCGAUGUCUCUUGUCGCUGUUCUGUCAUGUACGGAUACUUCGAUGAUCAGAAGGAAUGGAUUUUAUGCUGGCAUAAUCAUGCACGUAGGUCCUUUAACCUUCAUUUUAAUUUCAUACAUUGUCAUCAUUGCAAGUAUUUAUCUGACAUCCCGAUCAGAAAACUGGCAGAAGCUCUACAACACCUGCAUCGCGCACUGGUUUGUCAUCACCCUCUUCUACUUACCUCGGGUCAUCGAUUACGGCAUCCAGGCUCAGAUACUUUCCAACACCGAUGUCUUUGUGUUGCUUAAUUGCCUGUACACCUAUGUACCCCACUUCAGCAGCCCCAUCAUUUUUUGUCUUCGGACCCAAGAAAUAAGAAGGACCUUGAGAAAAAUUCUAGGUGAAAGACUGAGGUAGAGUCAUUGCUCUGUUGUGACUGUCCAUGUCAUCUAUUCCCAUUUACUGGCCUCCAACCAAAGACUCUUUCCAAACUGUCUAUACAAACACUAACA